Molecule: messenger RNA, 2432 nt
Organism: Paramormyrops kingsleyae
Lineage: Eukaryota; Metazoa; Chordata; Actinopteri; Osteoglossiformes; Mormyridae
Gene: ergic3
Product: ERGIC and golgi 3
Biological process (GO): retrograde vesicle-mediated transport, Golgi to endoplasmic reticulum; endoplasmic reticulum to Golgi vesicle-mediated transport
Cellular component (GO): endoplasmic reticulum membrane; COPII-coated ER to Golgi transport vesicle; Golgi membrane
Source: RefSeq, a predicted model, not a curated record
AAGUAUAAUAAGGUAUUCAUUAUAACACAAUCAAAAAUAGAUUUGCUGUCAUCAUUUCAUGAAGGUAUCCCACUUGAGUCAGACCCGCUCGGCUUUGUGGCAUCUUUCCGAUUUUUUCCGAACUUGAAUUCGGAGGCUCAACUACGUGCUGGUUUCUCACUGGUCGGCCGCACGCCCUUUGUGUACCGGAAGUGCCGUAGGUUUCCGUGUUGCCCCCAACCUGUGUGAGAGGGCGAAAAUGGAGGCUUUGAAUAAACUGAAGCAGUUUGAUGCAUACCCUAAAACUCUGGAAGAUUUCAGAAUAAAAACAUGCGGAGGAGCUACGGUGACCAUAAUUAGUGGGUUAAUUAUGUUGAUCCUGUUCUUCUCAGAGUUGCAGUAUUAUCUCACUAAGGAGGUUCAUCCAGAAUUGUUUGUUGACACAUCACGUGGAGAUAAGUUGAAAAUCAACAUUGAUGUUAUAUUCCCUCAUAUGCCAUGUGCAUAUCUAAGCAUUGAUGCUAUGGAUGUUGCUGGUGAACAGCAGCUGGAUGUUGAGCACAACCUCUUUAAACAGAGGCUGGACAAAGAUGGAAAAUCUGUCAAUUCCGAGGCAGAAAGACAUGAUCUGGGGAUAGAGGAAGGAGAGCUGUUUGACCCCAGCAAGCUAGACCCUGAUCGGUGUGAGAGCUGUUAUGGCGCUGAAACUGAAGACCAUAAAUGCUGCAACACUUGUGAUGACGUGCGAGAGGCAUACCGGCGGAGAGGGUGGGCGUUCAAGAACCCAGACACCAUCGAGCAGUGCAAGCGAGAAGGCUUCAGCCAGAAGAUGCAGGAGCAGAAGAACGAGGGCUGCCAGGUGUUCGGCUUCCUGGAAGUCAACAAGGUGGCAGGAAAUUUUCACUUUGCCCCUGGGAAGAGUUUCCAGCAGUCUCACGUUCACGUGCACGCUGUGGAAAUUCAUGACCUACAAAGUUUUGGACUGGAUAAUAUCAACAUGACGCACUUUAUCAAACACCUCUCUUUUGGGAAAGACUACCCUGGCAUCGUCAACCCCCUGGAUGGAACGCAUGUUGCAGCUCCACAAGCAUCCAUGAUGUACCAGUAUUUUGUGAAGAUAGUGCCCACUGUCUACGUUAAAGGUGAUGGAGAGGUGGUAAAGACCAACCAGUUCUCAGUGACCCGGCAUGAGAAGGUGGCCAAUGGGCUGAUUGGUGACCAGGGUCUCCCGGGGGUGUUUGUGCUAUACGAACUCUCCCCAAUGAUGGUCAAAUUCACAGAGAAGCAGCGUUCAUUUACCCACUUUCUGACUGGUGUCUGUGCAAUCGUUGGAGGAGUUUUCACAGUUGCUGGGCUCAUUGACUCUUUGAUAUACCACUCUGCACGGGCCAUCCAGAAGAAGAUAGAGUUGGGAAAGGCAUCUUAAUUGGAAGACUAAGAAAUCAUCACAGUUCUGUUAUCGAAUGGUUACUUAGUCUCCAUAAGCUCUGCUUCGAAGAGAUGAAGUUGCAGAGAGAAAAAUAAAUUAAGAACCUUACACCAUCUUUCAUAAUCCUGGAAGACCCCAAGACUAAAGUAGCCCAGCAGGUCCCUGUGCUGCCCCCUACUGACCGAAUGGCAUAAGUGUGGAUACUGGGCCAGUAAACAGCACUGAAAUUUUGGUCUGCGGGGUGGGGUGGGCUGUUUAAAAUGUUUAUUCAUAAGCCAGUCUAUAAAACACUCAUACUGAAACAUCUGGCCACUAAAUAUGUCGAAGACUUUAUGGAACGUUUUUUCUCACAAUUUUUAAUUUUUUUAAUGGUGCCAUUUCGUUCUCUCGAUUUAAUUGAUGACGCUGUAUUUUACUGGGUCACCUCAGUCAUUAAUACCAUGUGUCUGUGCCAGGAUGCUAGAUAGUGGUGCCACAGUCAAACACUGCUCAAUCGGCUCCUUUGUCCCGAAGUCGGGGUCCUGAGACAACGGGAGCUCCCGAUUCGUAUUCCGUUUGUGUGCAGGUGUACAUGCAGUCGAAUUAUUUCUCAUGCACGCCGCUUCGGGUGAUACCGUGUUGGUGUCUUUUCUUUUUCUUUUUGUAUGUUCUGUCUUUGUCCCUCUCCGGGAUGGCUGAAGCAGGGCACGCUGGCCGGCGAUCAGUAACGCGCUGGUGACGCCCGCUUCCGAGUGCUCAGUGGUGCUAAGGGACUUUAAUACAAUUAAAAUGUCAACCGGUUAAUUACAACUGAGCGGCAAGAGUGGAAGUCAGCCGGCGAGGGGGGGUCGUCGCAAAGGCCGAGCGUUACUGCGCCGUUUUGAUUAUCACUGCACCUUAAUGACCAAAUUCAGGGUCCGAGGUUUUGUAUGCUUGUGUGCGUUUGCUGUUUCUUACCGUGGAUGACCCGGAUGUUGAACGGAUGUAUUUAUAUUUAAUUGUCAUGUUUAUAAAAACAAAAGUGAAUAAAUGUUGAACGCCGUCA